Phanerochaete carnosa HHB-10118-sp is the source of this 153-nucleotide messenger RNA. RefSeq lists its product as uncharacterized. NCBI's taxonomy places the organism in Eukaryota, Fungi, Basidiomycota, Agaricomycetes, Polyporales, Phanerochaetaceae. Bases 1 to 153 code for a protein of 50 amino acids. The transcript is spliced from 2 exons. The record is from RefSeq and is a predicted model, not a curated record.
AUGGCCAAGGAUCAUGUCAAGGAAGAGAACUAUGUAGAGAAUGAUCAGCUUGAAGAAGAAGAGGUUGAAUACAAGCAGGAGUUUAGCCAGGACAAGGACAGUUCUGAUCCAGAUCCUACCACUUCUGAUGAGCCCAAUGACUUCACAGCAUAG